Messenger RNA from Ascoidea rubescens DSM 1968, 573 nucleotides. Its product is annotated as tetratricopeptide repeat protein. NCBI's taxonomy places the organism in Eukaryota, Fungi, Ascomycota, Saccharomycetes, Ascoideales, Ascoideaceae. Bases 1 to 573 code for a protein of 190 amino acids. The record is from RefSeq and is a predicted model, not a curated record. The transcript has a single exon. Gene Ontology annotation, molecular function: protein binding.
AUGGACUCUACUGAUAUUUAUGCCAACAACCCAGACGACGACUCCAACUUCAACAAAGACGACUUUGCCGAGUCGUUGAAGGCCUGCACUGUCAUCAAAAGCGCCGGCGUCGCGUUAUUCAGAAACAGCGAUUUACCAGAAUCACUAAACAAAUUUAUGAAAUCGUUGAAAUAUUGCAAUGAAUUGAUGCCAACAGAUUCUUCUAUAUCGCCAUUGUAUACAGGUUUUCUCAAUUUGAAGAAGUCUCUAUUUCUCAAUGUUUCGUUGAUUUACUUGAAGCAAAAUAAAUAUCACGAAUCAAUCAAGUACUGCAACUAUCUCAUCGAACUAAAAGAAUCCUAUCCAGAUUUCGAUCAAACAGUCUCUGAGAAAGAUUUAACAAAAUGUUACUAUCGAUUGGGUAAAAACUAUUUGAAUUUGAAGAAAUAUGAUCAAAGUCUAAAAUACCUACUCAAAGCAAAUAAUCUCGAUCCAAUUGACAAAUUAAUUAAAUCAGAUCUACAAAACUGUCAAUCAAUAAUAACUCGCCAAAGGGAAAAUGAAAAAUCAAAAUAUUCAAAAUUCUUCAACUAA